AUGGGACCCGCCUCAGAGGUAUAUGGUCGCAAACUGCCUUUCUUCCUGGGGUACGUGCUGUUUGUCCUGAGUCAGAUCCCAGUUGCGCUGGGUCAUGAUGCUCCCACUGUCCUGGUUUUCCGCUUCCUCGGCGGCGUCACAUCUUCUGUCUGCCCUGCGAUCACUGGCGGUUGGCUGGCGGAUUUUCUGCUACCGGCGGAACGGGGUGUCGCUGUGGCCAUCUUUGCGGCCACGACGCUGGUGGGACCCAGCAUCGGUGCAAUCACUAGCCAGGUUCAGUUGCAGACGGCUAUGGGAUGGCGGAUGACGGCAUGGACGACCAUGAUCUUGGGGAUCGUCUCUGGUGUUGCUGGCUUUAUCAUUCUGCCCGAGACGUAUCUGCCCGUCGUCGAACAGAGACAUGCCCGGAAAUUGCGACAAGAAACAAAGGACUGGGCGUUGCAUUCCAGAUUGGACGAGAAGCCCGUGAGCAUUCGCGAAUUCCUCACGAAAUACUUGACCUUGCCGAUCUCCAUGCUCGUAUCAGAGCCCAUCCUUCUGUCAAUGACUAUUUACAUAUCCUUUACAUUCGGACUGAUCUAUCUGCUCUUUGUCGCAUAUCCCGUCAGCUUUGUGCAAGAAAGAGGAUACGGUGCGAUUGAUGGCACCUUACCGCUGCUAUCCAUCUGCGCGGGCAUCAUCGUGGGCGCUUUCUAUGCCUCGUGGUCUACGCUUACAACGGUUAAACAAAAGGCCGCCAGUGGAAAUGCUCUGGUCCCCGAAGACCGAUUACACCCUAUGAUUGUCGGUGCUGUGUCCCUUGCCAUUGGCCUCUUAUGGUUCGCGUGGACGUCUUCUCCGGCCAUCAGCCCCUGGCCGCAGAUCCUAGCCGGCAUCCCGAUUGGCGUUGGAGUGCAGGUAAUUCUGCUGCAGUCGCUGGCGUACCUAAUCGAUAUAUACACCACCGGGGCAGCCUCGGCGAUCUCGGGUACCAUGAUUGUGCGUUCGCUCGUCGGAGGAACGUUUCCUCUCUUCGCGCCUCAGAUGUACCGUAAGUUCGGGGUGAGUAUUGCCGUGUUGAUUAUACAAUGA
Aspergillus terreus NIH2624 is the source of this 1071-nucleotide messenger RNA. RefSeq lists its product as uncharacterized. Gene Ontology annotation, cellular component: membrane. Gene Ontology annotation, biological process: transmembrane transport. The coding region runs from base 1 to 1071 and encodes 356 amino acids. Lineage: Eukaryota; Fungi; Ascomycota; Eurotiomycetes; Eurotiales; Aspergillaceae. The record is from RefSeq and is a predicted model, not a curated record. The transcript is spliced from 2 exons. Gene Ontology annotation, molecular function: transmembrane transporter activity.